AUGCCUUGCCCUCACGCGCACCCUGUGCCGUGCUGUCUGCUCUCGCACCUCUCCGUCCGCUUGAUGCUGAGGAAGCCUCAGUGGCCGCACUGGGGGCAGCCCGGGCUGGGCCCCUGCAAGGCGACCGCCGAGGCCGCGAACGCUCAGGCUCUGGGGAGUGACUGCCACGCGCCUGUCAAGGCCUACGUGCACGACAUGUGCUCGUCGACGUCGGCACUGACCUCCCUCGUGCCGAGCAGCACUCCGGCCCAGGAGCAGGCCAGCCAGAGGGGGCGCGGAGAACCGCCUUGGCCCCGGAACCAGCAGGAGGUCCGCCAGUGCGCGCCAGCGGUGGCGGAGUGCAUCUAG
Prorocentrum cordatum is the source of this 348-nucleotide messenger RNA. NCBI's taxonomy places the organism in Eukaryota, Dinophyceae, Prorocentrales, Prorocentraceae. The record is from the annotation of a GenBank genome assembly.